This is a messenger RNA of Empidonax traillii (willow flycatcher), 5216 nucleotides long. It is a transcript of the gene SBNO2, whose product is annotated as strawberry notch homolog 2. Lineage: Eukaryota; Metazoa; Chordata; Aves; Passeriformes; Tyrannidae. The record is from RefSeq and is a predicted model, not a curated record. The transcript is spliced from 32 exons. Gene Ontology annotation, cellular component: nucleus. Gene Ontology annotation, biological process: regulation of DNA-templated transcription. The coding region runs from base 691 to 4902 and encodes 1403 amino acids. Gene Ontology annotation, molecular function: histone binding; chromatin DNA binding.
UGCCGGGACACAGCUCAGCCCCGUCCCCACAGUGCCCAGCAGUGCCCUCACAGGGCAGCCCCAGUGCUCCGAGUGCCACCACCCCAGAGGAGCAUCCCUGCUGCUCUCGCCCCUCCUCGGGGCUUCCUGUGCAAACCGGGGUGCGGGCUGGGCUGGGACGGCACGAGGAGGUGACCCCAGCGAGGGCAGUGCGGGGCUGGUGGCUCUGGGGGAGGCUGGUUGGGUGCUGGGGGGAUCCCUGCGUGUUCUCUCACCGUGUUCAUUUAUUUGUGCUUGUGUCACAUCAUAUAAAGAGCUGGGGGCGAUUUCAGACCCUUCGGUGCUGUGGACUCUGGCAGUUCUCUCGGAUCAGGGGGCCUGGAGGGGACAAGGACAGCCCGGGCUGGCCCGUGGGGACACGGCUCCAGGACCCAGAGCACAGGGACGGGUUCUCCGAGCCGGGACGCUCGGGGUUAAGCUCUGGAGGAAGGAUGUGCUGGGAAGCGUGGCAGGAGCGCCUCGAUUAAUUACUCUGUGCUAAUGAAUGAAGCCUGGGAGGCGUCGCGGACCGUCCCGGGGCCCCGGUGUUCCCAAAGGCCCGGCAGCCCGGGACAUGGUGCAGGGUGAAGAGCACAGAUAAAGACCCUCCCAGCGCUCACUGCAGAGCCCGUCCCGCCGUCCCGAGGGCUCCAUGCGGCAGGACACGGGCUGAUGCCCUCAGCUCACCCCGCCAUGGAGGGGGGGAACAGCUUCCCGCAGCACCAGCAGCCGGGCGAUGCCCUGUGUGGCAUCCCCGGCCUCCGCUCCCAGCUCGCCCUGCCGGACAUGGAGAAUUCCAUGCUGGCCGCCAACUCAUGGAGUAGCUGCUACUCUGCCUCUUUCCCAACCUCGUCCUUCCCAAGUGAAAACCAGCAAUAUUUUAACCUCCCUCAGGAUUUUUAUACGGAUUCCAUCAGCAGACCACAAUUAUUGGAUACAAACUAUGCAACUGUGGACCCCGCUGACUUCUUACCAAAAAAUGGGGAUUUUCUUCAGGAUUCUUCAUACCUCGAUGAGCUCUCCAACAACUCCCUCUUCUCGUCCCCCGCGGAUUCCCUCUCGGACAUCGCGGAUCCCAAGGACUUCCUGUCCGCCGACAGCCUGAACCACGUGCCAACACUAUGGGAUGUGAACAUGCCACCCAACCCCAUCGAGCUGUUCUCAUCCAGCACACCAUUCCCUGGCCUGAAUAGCUCCCACGACCACGUUCCUGCUGUCCCCAACACCCCACUCCUCACCAGCUACCAGUCUCAGGCUCCUGCAGAGGAGGAGGACGAGGGUGAGGAGGAAGAAACGGAAGAGUUGGGACAAACGGAGACCUAUGCAGAAUACAUCCCUUCAAAGUCCAAGAUUGGGAAGCACCACCCUGACCUGGUGGUUGAGACGAGUACCCUGUCCAGCGUUCCCCCCCCUGACAUCACCUACAGCCUGUCCCUGCCGUGCUCCGUGGCUGACAAGGGCUCCCUCUCUGCACUACAGCUGGAAGCAAUCAUCUAUGCCUGCCAGCAACACGAAGUUUUAUUGCCCAAUGGGCAGCGAGCUGGGUUCCUCAUUGGGGACGGUGCCGGAGUGGGAAAGGGCAGGACCGUUGCGGGCAUCAUCUUUGAAAAUUAUCUUAAAGGGAGGAAAAAAGCUCUGUGGUUCAGCGUCUCCAAUGAUCUCAAGUACGAUGCUGAGAGAGACCUGAGGGACAUUGAGGCCUCCCACAUUCCUGUGCAUGCUCUGAACAAGAUUAAAUACGGUGACACAGCUACCUCAGAAGGAGUCCUCUUUGCCACCUACUCGGCGCUGAUCGGCGAAAGCCAGGCCGGGGGACAGCACAGGACGCGCCUAAAGCAGAUUUUGGACUGGUGCAGGGAGAACUUUGAUGGAGUUAUUGUGUUUGAUGAAUGCCACAAAGCCAAAAACGCCAGCUCUACCAAAAUGGGCAAAGCAGUGCUGGACCUGCAGAACAAGCUGCCUCAAGCAAGGGUGGUCUAUGCCAGUGCCACAGGUGCCUCGGAGCCAAAAAACAUGAUUUACAUGAGCCGCCUGGGGAUCUGGGGGGAGGGGACCCCGUUCCGAGCCUUCGACGAGUUCCUGCAUGCGAUUGAGAAGAGGGGGGUCGGAGCGAUGGAGAUCGUGGCGAUGGACAUGAAGGUCAGUGGGAUGUACAUUGCCAGGCAGCUCAGCUUCACUGGAGUGACCUUCAGGAUCGAGGAGAUCCCGCUGGAUGAGCAGUACAAGGCUGUCUAUGACAAGGCAGCCAAGCUGUGGGCAGAGGCCUUGAUGGUGUUCCAGCAGGCAGCCGACUGCAUCGGGCUGGAGUCUCGCAAGUCGCUGUGGGGUCAGUUCUGGUCGGCUCACCAGCGCUUCUUCAAGUACCUGUGCAUCGCUGCCAAGGUGCGGCGGCUCGUGGAGCUGGCCCGGGAGGAGCUGGCCAGGGACAAGUGCAUCGUCAUCGGCCUGCAGUCCACGGGGGAGGCUCGCACCAGGGAGGUCCUGGACGAGAACGAUGGGCACCUCAACCGCUUCGUCUCUGCUGCAGAAGGCGUCUUUCUAUCACUAAUUCAGAAGCACUUUCCUUCAACCAAAAGAAAGAGAGAAAAAGGAACUGGCAUUAAAAGAAAACGGCGGCCGAGGGGCCGGUGGCCCAAGGCCUUGCGGGGCCUGUGUGACCCAGGGGUCAUCAAGAUCAGCGACGACAGCAGCACCGAGUCCGACGACUCGCCCAGCGACAUCAACUCCUCCCCCGAGUCCCUGGCCGAGACUGACGAUGUCAUCUUCGUGGAGCAAACCUACACUGGCUGUGCUGCCGAGGGUGGUUUUCACAUGCUGCCUUCCCAUAAAGAGCUGCAUGGCCUGAGAGAGCUGGAGAUCGUGGAAAAGAUGAAGCAGGACCUCCUGGCAAAAGUGCAAGCACUGGGCAAAGAGCUACCUCUCAACACCUUGGAUGAACUGAUUGAUUACUUCGGGGGCCCGGAGCACGUGGCUGAGAUGACGGGCAGGAAGGGCCGCGUUGUCCGCAGGCCCGACGGCUCCGUGGUGUUCGAGUCCCGCGCGGAGCAGGGGCUGUCCAUAGACCACGUCAACCUGAAGGAGAAGGAGCGCUUCAUGAACGGGGAGAAGCUUGUAGCCAUCAUCUCAGAGGCCUCCAGCUCAGGGAUCUCCCUCCAAGCAGACAGACGGGUGAAGAACCAGAAGCGCCGGGUGCACAUGACCCUGGAGCUGCCCUGGAGCGCGGACCGGGCCAUCCAGCAGUUCGGCCGAACGCACCGAUCGAACCAGGUCUCUGCUCCAGAGUACGUGUUCCUGAUCUCAGAGCUGGCAGGGGAGAGGAGGUUUGCAUCCAUCGUGGCCAAACGCCUGGAGAGCCUGGGUGCCUUAACUCACGGGGACCGACGGGCCACCGAGUCCAGGGACCUCAGCAAGUACAACUUCGAGAACAAGUAUGGGGCCAAAGCCCUGGACAGGGUCCUGUCCACAAUCCUCAGCCACAUGGAGAACAGAGUUCCUGUGCCCAAGAGCUACGAGAGACGGGAGGCCGACUUCUUCCGUGAAAUGAAGCAAGGGCUCAUCUCCGUGGGUGUCUUCUGCAAUCAGAUGAAGUACGGCACUGUCUCGGUGGAGAAGGAUUGCUCCAUCACCAAGUUCCUGAACCGCAUCCUGGGCCUGGAGGUGGACAAGCAGAACAUGCUCUUCCAGUAUUUUUCUGACACCUUUGACUAUCUGAUUGAGAAGGACAAGAAGGAGGGCAAAUACGACAUGGGCAUCCUUGAUUUAGCACCAGGAGUGGAUGAGAUCUAUGAGGAGAGCAAGGAGGUUUUCCUGACCCCGGGGCACCCGCAGGAUGGGCAGGUCGUGUUCUACAAGAUCAGCGUCGACAGAGGCUUAAAGUGGGAAGAAGCUUAUGAGAAGUCGCUCAAACUGACAGGAGCCAAUGAAGGGUUCUACCUCUCCUACAAGAUGCGAGGCAGCAAAUACACCUGUCUGCUGGCAGAGCAGAGUCGUGGGAAGAACUUCAUCCUCUACAAGCCAAAUAUUGGGAAGCAAAGCCAGCCUGAGAGCCUGGACAGUCUGCAGAAGAAGUACCGGCGGGUGGUGCCCGAGGAAGCCAAGGAGCACUGGGAGAGCAGCUACCACUUCUCCUUGAAGAACUGUAACCACGCCGUGUGGAACAAGAGCUGCAAGCUGAUCCAGGAGGGGAAGGAGUGCUUCCAGGGCAUGCGCCUGCGGCACUACUACAUGUUGUGCGGGGCCCUGCUGCGGGUGUGGAGCAGGAUCGCCGGCAUCAUGGCCGACAUCACCGCCAGCAGCUACCUGCAGAUCGUCCGCCUCAAGACCAAGGAGAAGAAGAAGCAAGUUGGGAUAAAGAUCCCCGAGAGCUGUGUCCACAGGGUGCGGGAGGAGCUGAAGCAGAUGGACGAGGACGUGAAGCGGAAGCACAGCCGGCUGCUCCAGGCCCAGGAGCAGGGCCCACCCUUCUCCCUGCCCCUGCCCCUCCUGCCGGGGCCCAGGCUGCCCCUGUCCUUGCCCUCCCUGUGCCAGGACGAGAUCCUGGACUUGACCUGCAGCCCUCCCAGCAACAGCAUUUCCGACGUGGUGAUGAACCCGGAGCCUGGAGCGCUCUGUUUCCCCUCGGAGCCCCCCCUGCACCCCCACCAGCAGCACCAGUUGCCCUUUUGCUUUGGCCUGGAGGGCGGGGUGGCCCCCGGCCCCUCACGGCACCAGCCCCCAGCCCCGCCGCCCCUGCAGCAGCCACAGGAGGAUUUUCUCCAUCAAGAUGGGAGUAUCAAUUUUAGAGAGAUCCUGGAGGACAUGCUGAGGACGUUCCCCCAGGAGAACCUGCUCCCCCCGGAGCGCCAGAGCGUGAUCCAGUUCAGCGGGCCACACCUGGAGUUCUGAGUGCCAGCCGGGAAUGCCAGCGGCGCUCGGCCGCUGUGGAUCUGCGUCCUCUGGUGCAGAGGUGAGAGCUGAGGAGCCCUGAAUUUCCUACUGGUUUGGACUGACCAUUUUGUGGUUUUGAGGAAGGAAACAGGUUUGGGUGGAAUGUGCCUGGGGGAGCAGAGUGGGUCCCGCUGGACCGAGGGGCUCUGCUGUGUCAAGUCCUGCUCGCAGGUCAGUGCCUGUGUGGGACUGAGGGGAGACCCCCCCCUCCUGUGCCCACCCCCACAGACUACUGAGUGUCCCAGCCAGGCCAGGCCUUGCCCAGCCCUCCA